Molecule: messenger RNA, 3186 nt
Organism: Strongylocentrotus purpuratus (purple sea urchin)
Lineage: Eukaryota; Metazoa; Echinodermata; Echinoidea; Camarodonta; Strongylocentrotidae
Exons: 1
Coding region: 1-3186 (1061 amino acids)
Molecular function (GO): nucleic acid binding; zinc ion binding
Source: RefSeq, a predicted model, not a curated record
AUGGCUCGCUAUCCAGAGAUGAAGUGGGACCCUCAGUGUGGUCUCGCUGAAGAAUUCACGUUAUUUCAACAGCGAAUGGAACUUUGCCUUCUCGAUAAUGAGAUAACUGAUACUACAAAACAGGCAACAAAAAUAAAGAUAGCUCUUGGGAACGAAGGGUUACGCAGGAUAAACGCCUCUAGCCUCAGUGUAGAGGAUCAGAAGGACCCAGGCAAGCUAUGGGCCCUAAUCGAAGGCCAACUGAAUGUCAAAGUGAACUUCAGGAUUCAUCGUCUCGAAUUAAUGCGAUACAAGCAGAUGUCUGGAGAAACGAUCGACGAGUUCGUCAAUAGAUGUCGGAGUAAGGCAAAGGAAUGCAAAUUCACCGAGGGGGAAUUGAGUGAAAGACUCAUAGAGCUGGUGAUUUCGUCUACACAACUCGAGUCAUUUCAGAAAGACCUACUCGACAAAGAAAAGGGGUUCUCAAUUGAUAAGCUUCUUGAAGAAGGCCGCAAAUAUGAGGCCAUUCAAGUCGGUAAACAGUGCCUGCAGACGCUCCACACCAUUGGAAGUGGGAACAUUGAUGCUGUUAGUCACGACAGUAGGCAGAAAUGCAGGAACUGUGGUCUUUCACACCUUCCAAAGAGGUGUCCAGCCUUCGCGGACCUGUGCAAUUCGUGUGGCGUCAAAGGACACUGGGCGAAGAUGUGUCGAAAGACGAAAGAACAGGUCAAACCGAAGAUCCCUCCUAGACGUCCACCAUCACAAGACAGGUGGAGCUCACAGCAGAGACAGCCCAGAAACAGGCAGUAUAGGCCUACAUCCUUUCAUAGCAGGAACCAGCGUAAGGUUGACGAAAUUGGACCGGACGACACAAACCAACCGGACAGUGGGGAAUGUGAAUUCCACAUGAUACAUAUAUCGCUAAACUCUAUUGACUCGGAGGAGACCGAAGCAUAUGCGAGUAUCAACAUCAUAUGUCCAGACCUGAGGGGUCAUCAUCGCCUCAAUGCAAAGGUUGACACAGGAGCCAGCGGUAAUGUUCUGCCACUGCGGACGCUGAAGGACAUGUACAGGGCUCGAUGGAAAGAUGUUAUCCGUCCCACUACUACGCGACUAUCUGCCUACGGAGAAACGCCUUUACGCUGCUUAGGCACAUUGAUGAUGUCGAUGAUGUAUGAAGGGUCGCCUUGGGUCGUAGACCAAACAUGGUAUGUUGCGGACGUAAAGGGACCAGUCAUUGUCGGACUUCCUACUUCCAGAAAGCUAGGGAUUGUUACGAUUCACACAGUAGAACAACAGAUGGGCCUGGACAGUCCAAAUGAUCUUCCUCCCAUCAGGUCAGCUAAAGACCUACAGGCGGCUUACCCAGACCAGUUUGACCAGAUUGGGAACUUCAGUGGCAAGGCAACGUUGCACUUGAAGAAGGAUGCAACUCCAUCAAUUGAUGCGCCUCGAAAAUGCAGCAUCCACCUGAGGGACAAGCUCAAGAAAGAGCUGGAUCAGAUGGAAAGUAACGGCAUCAUUAGGAAAGUUACUCAUCACACAGAUUGGUGCAGUUCCCUCACCACAGCCUUGAAGAAGGAUGGGUCAUUGCGAGUCUGCCUUGACCCCAAAAGGCUCAAUCAAAACCUGAAAAGAUGCCCUCACAAGAUUCCAACUCUAGAGGAGCUCAAUCCUGCAUUCUCACAGGCCAAGUACUUCUCGAAAUUGGACGCAAAGGCAGGAUAUUGGUCAGUCCACCUGGACGAAGAAUCGCAGGAGCUUACUACAUUCAGAUCACCAUUUGGAAGGUAUUGCUUUCGCAGACUUCCAUUUGGACUUUCGGUGAGUCAAGACAUCUUUCAACAAAGGAUGGACACAAUCCUUGCACAGGCGCCAGGCUGUGAAGGCAUAGCUGACGACAUAGCUGUAUUUGGCAAGACUGAACAGGAGCAUGAUGAUAAUCUCUGGAGACUGAUGGGAGUUGCACAAAAAGAAGGUCUGGUGUUCAACAGUACAAAGUGUGUGAUCAAGGCGAGAAGCAUCAAUUUCUUUGGUUCACUGUACACAGACAAAGGCAUACAACCAGAUCCUAGCAAGUUGGAGGAUGUCAGAGAAAUGCCUACACCACAGAACAAGGACGAUCUCCAGCGAGUGUUAGGGAUGAUGACCUAUUUAUCACCAUACAUCUCAAACUAUGCUGAAAAGUCAGCAAUACUGCGUGAUCUUCUGAGGAAAGAUGUUCCCUUUACCUGGCAGGAGGACCAUGAGGAAUGCUUUCAACGAUUGAAAUCAGAAAUUUCAGAAGGAAAGUGUCUACGGUACUAUAACCCCAGUGUCCCAACAGUACUAGAGGUAGAUGCAUCGCUCAAAGGACUUGGAGCCUGCCUCCUUCAGAAUGAAAGACCAGUCGCAUUCGCAUCAAAGAGUUUGUCAGAUGCACAAUCAAACUACUCAAACAUCGAGCGAGAGACAUUGGCACUUGUUUUUGGGAUCACACGUUUCCAUUCAUAUCUGUUUGGUAACCAGUUCACAGUCUACACUGACCACAAACCACUCGAAACGAUCUGUAGAAAGCCCCUGGGGAGUGCGCCUCCAAGAUUACAGAGGCUUCUCGUCAAAAUACAGGGCUAUGAUUGUGAUGUCCUAUACAAGCCCGGAAGUCAGAUGACAUUACCAGACACACUCAGUAGGUUGCCAAACCCCAGAAAGAGAGGAGACGUCAUCGUUGAGCUCCAUGUAGAUGAAGUCAUGGAAUUAGAAGAGAAUCAUGACAAUGAUCUGGCAAGCUUCACACCUAUGAAGCAGACACAGCUGCAGAGAGAGACAGCAAGCGAUCCAAACUUGAGGCAGCUGAGUAAAAUUAUUCACGAUGGAUGGCCAGACGUGAUUAAGCAGGUUCCAAGCAGCUCAAGGAUUCACUGGUCAUACCGAGAGGAACUGGGUGUCGCCAACGGCAUUAUCUUCAAAGGAAGACAGGUGUUGAUACCUUCAACGCUGCAAUCAGACAUCCUGGAGCAGCUACACACGAGUCAUAUGGGUAUAGAGAGAACUCGUAGACUAGCAAGGGACACGGUAUACUGGCCAGGCAUCAAUAAGGAUAUUGAAAACCUUGUCAAGACUUGCCCUGCUUGCCAGGAGAACCAGGAUCGGCAACAACCGCCAACCGCACGAAGUUCCAAUGACGCCAUGGACAAAGGUAGCCACAGACCUGUUUUUUCUUGA